Penicillium taxi is the source of this 825-nucleotide messenger RNA. RefSeq lists its product as uncharacterized. The transcript has 2 exons. Gene Ontology annotation, cellular component: extrinsic component of endoplasmic reticulum membrane; Vma12-Vma22 assembly complex. The record is from RefSeq and is a predicted model, not a curated record. NCBI's taxonomy places the organism in Eukaryota, Fungi, Ascomycota, Eurotiomycetes, Eurotiales, Aspergillaceae. The coding region runs from base 1 to 825 and encodes 274 amino acids. Gene Ontology annotation, biological process: vacuolar proton-transporting V-type ATPase complex assembly.
AUGCCUCAAAUUCCAACACCACCGGAGUCGCGAUCAGGCUCGCCUCCUGAGGGUGAGCGGAAGACCGAGACCACGGAAUCCGAAGCUUCGGAGCUACUCCAGUCUUUGGACACGCUUCUUGAGCAGUAUUUACAUCUGCUUGAUCGGCAGCAGCAACUCCAGGCUGGACUAGCAAAGCAGCUGUCCUCGGGGUUCCUUUCCCUCGCCCACGCAAACUAUACCUGUCCUCCCGGUAGACGGUAUGGAGCGGACUACUACGAUGAACGGAUGAAAGCCACUAGGCAGAUGUAUGGUACUCCUCGAUGGCACGUCUCAACAACGACUAACCUCAAGUUCCAUAGAAUAAUCCAACACUCACACUACCUGGAUGAUGGAGAGUGCGACAAACAGGAUGAAGCCGUAAAAUCUGAUAAAGAUGAGGAAGGCUACGAGUACGCAUUCCGAGUAGAGUCCAUCUCGAAACCACGAUCGGAAGAGGCAGACCAAGAAGACUCAGAACAGACCACCAAUCAGGCUGAGGAUGCACAAAAAGCGAAUAACCCCGCAACUACGGAAAUCGAGAUCGAAAUUGAGAAGGAUUCUUUAGUUCCCCAGGGAACUGACCCCGAUCCUUCAUCGAAAAGCCAGAAAAACAACAAGAAAAGCCGGAAGUUUCUGUCUGACGACCCUAUCCACUGGUACGGAAUUCUGGUGCCACAAUCACUCCGCACGGCACAAAAAUCAUUUACAGAUGCAGUGCAAAGCCACGUGUCUGAACUAGCCGGGGCAGUCCUUGAGAUGCGUGCAUUAGAAAAGAAAAUUACAGAGAUACGGACCAAGCUCUGA